CAGCACUGUCGAUUAUCGAUAACAUAAACGCCGCUAAUCAAAAAGUAAGAGGAAGAACCAUAACAAUCUAGAAUUUGUAAAGAAUAAACAAAUAUUUCUUUUAAAGUAAAUUAUGACUGACUUCGGUGGAGAUUCUGGUGGCAGGCUGAAGGGUGUGACUAUUGUUAAACCCAUUGUUUACGGAAACAUAGCGCGUUCCUUCGGUAAAAAGCGCGAGGAGGACGGACACACGCAUCAGUGGAAGGUCUAUUUGAAGCCUUAUUACAAUGAAGACAUGUCCGCUUAUGUGAAAAAGGUCCACUUUAAGCUACACGAGAGCUAUGCCAACCCAAACCGAAUUGUUGUGAAACCCCCCUACGAGAUCACCGAGACCGGCUGGGGCGAAUUUGAAGUGGUUAUCAAAAUAUACUUUAACGACCAGUCGGAGCGCCCUGUGACCUGCUACCACAUUUUGAAGCUGUUCCAGUCGCCUGUGGUUGAUGGCGAACUCACAUCUAGUACCACAAUGGACACCAAGAAAGGCCUGGUUUCGGAAUCUUACGAAGAAAUUGUCUUUCAGGAGCCAACCCAGAUCAUGCAACACUAUCUGCAUCUCUCCGAACAGAGCGCCAAUGGAAUGUUAACCCACGACACUGACUUUGAGGAAAAAAAGAUCAAGACCCUGGACAAUAUUGUAAAUGUAAAACAAAAGGUGAAAGGAGAGAUUGUCACUCUUAAGGACAAACUUAAGCUGGCCCGGGAAACUAUUUCAAAAUUCAAGGCGGAGCUGGCAAAAGUGCAGAAGCCACCGGCUUAACAUUCGUUGGUCUAUACACAUCUCUCAACUGAUUAAUUUAGGCAUGAUUUUUGCAUAUAUUUGUAAAAAAUUUUUCUUUAAGCUAGUUUGUAAGUCAUUAAAUUCAAAAAUCAAAUA
Molecule: messenger RNA, 913 nt
Organism: Drosophila ananassae
Lineage: Eukaryota; Metazoa; Arthropoda; Insecta; Diptera; Drosophilidae
Gene: Gas41
Product: YEATS domain-containing protein 4
Exons: 2
Coding region: 113-796 (227 amino acids)
Biological process (GO): regulation of DNA-templated transcription
Source: RefSeq, a predicted model, not a curated record